AUGAAGGGCUUUGGUAAUUCAUGGUCGAUGUUGAUCGACUCCGGGGCGUCUGGAAAGUAUCAUCGACGUUGUUCCCUGAAGGGUAGUCAGAAGUAUGCUGAGGCGCUAAAAGCGCAAAAGAAUGAGACUGUCACUGUUCGCUUUGCUACAGGUGCAUUAGUCACUGUGCCUACAGUUCCUGUGAACUUGGGCGUGGAGUUUCCGGACUUUGACAGUAUCGAACGCUGUUUAGUCCUUGACUUGGGCGAGAGGUAUGAUCUCAUCCUUGGUAUAGCUUCGUGA
Molecule: messenger RNA, 282 nt
Organism: Peronospora matthiolae
Lineage: Eukaryota; Oomycota; Peronosporomycetes; Peronosporales; Peronosporaceae
Source: the annotation of a GenBank genome assembly